Molecule: messenger RNA, 1663 nt
Organism: Cryptomeria japonica (Japanese cedar)
Lineage: Eukaryota; Viridiplantae; Streptophyta; Pinopsida; Cupressales; Cupressaceae
Product: transcription factor MYB102
Exons: 3
Coding region: 40-1317 (425 amino acids)
Source: RefSeq, a predicted model, not a curated record
AGGAAGACGGGGAGACCAGUCGUGAGUGCUAGGGAAGAAAUGUUGGCAGGGAGGGGAGUUAAUAUAUGGGUAGGACUCAUUCACUUGUUGCUCCCAUUAGGAGGUACCAUUUCAUCUCAUCUGGCUUUUGCAGUCAGAGAAAAAAGAGUCCUCACAACAAUCAUAACAAGUAUAAUGGGGAGACAGCCCUGUUGUGACAAGGUUGGAUUGAAGAAAGGACCCUGGACUGCAGAAGAAGACCAGAAGCUCAUUACUUUCAUUCUCAACAAUGGCCAUUGCUGUUGGCGUGCUGUUCCAAAGCUUGCUGGUCUGCUUCGAUGUGGGAAAAGCUGCAGAUUGAGGUGGACUAAUUACCUUCGGCCUGACUUGAAGCGGGGAGUUCUCUCUGAGUCUGAAGAGCAGCUCAUCAUUGAUCUUCAUGCCCACCUUGGUAACAGAUGGUCCAAGAUUGCUUCACAUUUGCCUGGGCGUACAGACAAUGAGAUAAAAAAUUACUGGAACACCCACAUCAAGAAAAAGCUCAAACGCAUGGGAAUCGAUCCCAUGACCCACCGACCAAUUUCUGAUCAAGUAUCUGACAUGACUUACAAUCCCACAGAAAGCAAGACAUUUCCUACUGUUUUGGGUACAGAGGAGUACUUAGCACCCCAAUUAGACUUAAAUCCUUACAAUAAUGAGGACAUGGCCAGAAUAAAUAACAAUUAUAACAAUGAUGCUACGAAGGAAGCCUCCAGUCGGUCUAAUGAGUCAGAAUUGACAGAGGAAGAGAAGAGCGUUGACAGUCUGAAGGAGGCAGGGCAGCUUAGUGCAUCAGAAGGUUAUGGGUUCGAACCUAGCGUGGAAUUGUUAUCUGCAGCUGAAGCCCAGAACUUUGAAAACUUUGUGGGAACAUCCCCAUGUUUAGAUUUCCUCAAUGGCAAUUCACCACUGUUCCAUCCACAGGAGUCGCCAUUGUUGAGGGUACCUGAAGAAGAGGGGUUGUUGGAAAUUUCAAAUGAUAUUAUUGAUUGUGCAAACAUUCAAGAUGGCAAUUCUUCAGAAUUGAUCAAAGAUGAAUAUACUGUUGAAUCUUGUUUAUCAUCAUUUGAUUAUAACAGGGAAAUUCAAACACCCAUUUGCUCUUCAGCAGCAGAAAUUCAAUGGACACCCGACAUGCUGGUCACAGAGUCACUUCUUCCUAGUCCUACACCUGAAACCAACAUGCAAGCAUCCUUAUGGCAACAAGAUUCAGAUGACGCAUUUCCUGGAUGGGAUGGAGAUAUAUUGGACCAUGACAUCAAUAUUGCCAACUGUUGUUUUUCUAGUGCUUUUUACUAAAAUUAUAAGUUGGGUAGAGGGGAAGCUACAUGAAAAAGUAGCACCAGAUGAGAUGUUGUAAAUAUAGAAUCUAUAGAAUCAUCCACAGGCAUUUAGUUUCAUUAAACAGGAUGAGAAAAUUGCCAAUGGGUUUGUUCUUUUGCAGUUUAAGAAUCUGGAUUUGUCUGUAAGUCUGUUGUACUAUGUAGAUAUCUUUACACAGGGCAUAGAAAUGUAAGCCCCUAGUCUAAUUCGGUGGCCUGGCAGCCAUGGCCAUUAUUCACAUCUAGAUAACAGUAUUGGUUUGGUUACAAUAAUAAGACCAUAGCAUUAUGGGUUCUUCAGUCCAAGGAUUGUUCAGUAAACA